AUGCCAAUUGAAGCAAUGGCACCUGUAGCUGCAUCAACACCAGCCACAGCAACACCUACAUCAGCACCAGCACCAACAAACAACAAUAAUGAGGCACAGAAGAAGAGUAACAGAAUUCAAGUGUCUAACACCAAGAAACCACUCUUCUUCUAUGUCAAUCUUGCUAAGAGGUACAUGCAGCAGCAUAAUGAGGUUGAACUUUCUGCUUUGGGCAUGGCGAUCACUACGGUUGUCACAGUUGCUGAGAUUUUGAAGAAUGGUGGAUUUGCCACAGAGAAGAAGGUUUUAACAUCCACAGUUGGAAUGAAAGAUGAGGCCAAAGGCCGCAUGGUUCAGAAAGCAAGAAUUGAGAUAGUGUUGACGAAGAGCGAGAAGUUUGACAAGCUGAUGACACCAAACAAUAAUAAUAGUGAACGUGCAGUAGCACAAGAUGGCGCAGCAACCAACAAGAAUACUAUUACUAAUGACACUAAGGAGCAAAACAAGAAGUAG
Messenger RNA from Solanum dulcamara, 492 nucleotides. RefSeq lists its product as uncharacterized. The transcript is spliced from 5 exons. The record is from RefSeq and is a predicted model, not a curated record. Gene Ontology annotation, molecular function: RNA binding. Bases 1 to 492 code for a protein of 163 amino acids. Gene Ontology annotation, cellular component: nucleus. Lineage: Eukaryota; Viridiplantae; Streptophyta; Magnoliopsida; Solanales; Solanaceae.